AAGUGAAAAGGAUAAGCACGCCAUGGAACUUGAUGAAAACCGUUCUGCUUCUUCAGGAAAGGAGGGUUUUGUUCAAGAACGAAGCCCUGGUUCGUGAUACCAGAAGAAUUCCGUAACAGAGGUAGCAGAAGAAGAAGAGUGGGAAAGAAAACGAAGAGGAAUUGAGAGUGAAGAAGAGAAUAAUAACGGAGAAGAUUGGAGGUACUUAUACUCUGCUUUUAAGCUGUCAAUCAACUGUUUGUGAACUAUCGACAGCUCUCUUUCUUUUUUGCACUGAGGAACUAGGUUAAUCCUUGAUUUCCAACCGAAGAGAAAUCAGCUAAACAUACAGGCGUGUUACAAACGCUAACGCGUUGUUCGUAUAUCGGCCAAAUAGUACGGCUCCUUAGUAUCAGUUCACUAGGUAUUGUCUGCUGGGGUAACUCUUUUUCGUUUUUCUUAUGACGAUUUAUGUUUGAUCAGCUUCCCUUGUAUUGGCCGGUUAUAGUUUCUAAGUUCUUAUAGUAGCCCCUGUUUGUUUCGUUGGACAUUUUGUUCGGGAGUUUUUUGUUUUCGUCGUUUAGAGGAGGAUAACAAAUUGCUGGUACGUAUAUACUUUGGGCUUUUUUCCCUGUUUAGUUUCCUUAUAUUCUAUUUAUACGUCGAGGUGGUAGAAAUGGCUGGUGUUAACGAAAUCACAGCAUAUGACUUCAUACAAGGAAGCAGUGUUGCUUGUUAGUUAUGAGGUCAACUGGCUGUUCUUCAUGGAGAGAGCUUGACCAGUUAUCCAAAAGAAAGGAGUGUCAAAUUACUUCUACCUCAUCAGAAUCUGUUUGUUCCUCUACUUCCAGGGAUUCCUUCUCCAGAUAUUAGAUUGAAAGGUAACAUCCUGCCUUUACACCUUGAUUUUGAGAUUUAUGGCUCACAUAUUUUAAUAUUUAUUGAUUCAAACUCAUUGCUGAAGAAUUCUGUCUGGAACAAGUUUAGGGAACUAAAAAAAAUGGGUGUGGAAGGGGGCAUUCCGAGAAUCGAACUCGGGACCUCUCGCACCCAAAGCGAGAAUCAUACCACUAGACCAAAUGCCCUGUUAUAAUCUGAAACAUGGUCUUGCGAUAAUUAUUACCAUACGUUUUUUGUUUAUUUAAAACAUUUUAUUUCAGAAUAAAUAAAUCCUAUGCUGUAGGUGGCAGUUUUUUGUAUCAUAUUUUGGGAGGUGGAACUGAGCAACAGGAAUAUAUAAUUGGCUGUUUGGAUGUUUGCUUGUAGAUGUUAGUGACUUUUGGGUACCACCCUGUAAAAGUUGAAGGUCUAGAAUCUUAAAUUUUCUUCUGAUUUCAAAAUUAAAAAAUUACAUACAAAUAUAAUUGCAUUUACAAUGUUUAACAAACAUUAAAAGUCAAUUUCAACGAGCAUUUGAACUUGCUGCCAAAAUGGAUGCUGACAUAUGGUAUUCCAUCUUGUUCAUUGUCCAUGAGCAAUAUUCUUCAGACAAAUUUGGUUCUCCUGAUGAAAAUUUGAUUUCAAGUUAUGGUCCUAACUUUCCACCUUGAUUUCAAAAUUGUGUACUAUGAUAUAUUGGCUUCAAUUCAUUACCGGAGAGUCUUGACCAAAGAAAGGUUUCUGGAUUGAUCUAGUAAUUGUUUAUUAUGGUGUUGACUUUUUGUUCUGACUGCUCAUAAGGACCUAAAAAAAUGUGCAAAGUAAAAAGGGAGGAUGGGAGAAAGUAGGGGCAUUCCGAGAAUAGAUUGAGACUUCUUGCUCCCUAACUGAGGAUGUUACCACUAAACCACUGCCCUGUUACUGAUGGUUAACAUGUUCCAGUUGUAAUCACUAUAUCAUGCAGAUGAUUCUGUUAAUCUAAAAAAGAAUUUCUUGCCAUGAUGCUGGUGCAGUUCUUGGCAUCAUAGUUUUGGGAGGUAGGAACUGUCAACCUCAAAAUGCAAUUAGAGGCUUGGAUAUUUCCUUAUAAAGAUCAGAAACUUUUGCAUGCAAGGCUGUACAAGUUGAAGGAAGAAAUUUUGAAUUUUCCACCAACCUCUGGUCACCAGAUGAGGUAAAAGUAUUGCAUUUUCAAGGUUUAAAAAAGUCAAAGCCAAUUGUAAUAGCAUAUUAACUUCUAUUUCAAAAAAAUAUUAAUAAUAGCAUAUGAACUUCCCCUUGAAAUAUAUGUUUCUCUGUAAGAUGUUCAGAGUUCAAAUAUGAUUAUAACUUUCCACUUUGAUUUGAAAUCUUUUGUAUCAUGUUUAUGAUUCUUGAUUUUAGCAUCGGCGAAAAGGUCAUCCUGGUGUUGACUGUUAGUCUGACUGCUCAAAGGGACCUAAAAAAGCAGUCUGUGGGAAAAAGAGUGUCAGGGGAAGGGGUAGGGGGCAUUCCGAGAAUUGAACUCGGGACCUCUAGCACCCAAAGCGAGAAUCAUACCACUAGACCAAAUGCCCUGUUAUUGAUGUCUAAAUAUUAUCAUAUACUUCUGUUAAUUUAAAACUUAAUCUUUAUAUCUCUACAGAAUUCAAAAUUUUCUUUUAUUAAUAAUAGGGUGUUUAUUUUGCUGUCUUUGGCGCCUUGGAAGGGUGGGAAUCCCCAACCAUCUCCUUCUUUGGUGCUUGGAGGCUACAAGAUUAUGGGAUUCUGCUUUGAACUUUCUGAAUCUUUCGUGACUCUUUCCAGCUUGUUUGACUAGAUUUGGGCAUUGGGGGAUCAAAGUUUGUAACUCUAAAAUGAUAUUUUCCUUUUGACUAUUUUUUGGAUCAUUUAAAAAGAGAAAAACAAAUGAGUUUUCCAGGGCAUUUGCUCUCUUUUUUAGAUGAGUGAUGCUUGGUUCCAUUUCCUAAGUGUUUUUUUUAUAGGGAAUUUGAUUACUUAUGAUAGUUACCUAUAAAACCUUAUUUCUGACCUUUUUCUAAGUUCAUGGAAGACAUUUCCUUGGUGCCUGUUAAAAAUCCUUUUUUUUCUUAAAGAAAAUAGGCAGCUUUUACUUUUUUCCUUUUUACUUUUGAGGAUAGGUUAUGUUUGUACCUUUUCCUCAUUUCUAAUAAAUUAAUAACAUUUCUUCUUUCAUUGUAUGUAUAAAAAUUUUUUGCCUGUGCCUUUCCCUCUUUUAAUUGCAAGAACCUGUUUUCUUCUGGAACUGAUUUUUUCCUACAUAAUAAGACUAUCGGAUUUGAAAUUUGUGGCAGAUAUCUUCUAUUAUAUGAUUCAUAUUCAAAUUCAUUGCGGAAGAAUCUUGUCAGGAAAAUGUGUUUCUUGAUUUAUUAAGAUAUUUUAUUUUGUGUAAGGGGCGUUGCAAGAAUUGACUCAGGACCUCUCACACCCUAAGCGAGAAUUAUACGACUAGACCUAGUGCCCUGUUAUUGCUACUCGUACUGUUUUCAGUGUCCUAGUUGUGAUGGGUGCUAUAUAAGAAGUUACAAAACAGAAUUUGAGGUUGAACAUUUUGUGAGAGGAAGCAUAGUCUUUUUAAAUGUGAUGCCAUCUAAUACUUUCUCCAUAUUCUUCUGUUUAUUUAAAAACAACAUAUUUUUAAGGGAUCAGGAAUUGCUACACUAGGCAGCUUUUGGUGUCAGUUUGGUAAGAGAGAAACAUAGUUUGCUGUUUGGAUUUAUUUCCCAAAAAAAAAUAUAUAUUUGCUGUUUGGACAUUUUUUAGAGAGGUCAGAAACUUUUGCUUGUGAGACAAUACAAUUGAAUUAUGGGGUUUUCUACUGACCUCAAACUACAAAAUGCUUCCUAAAAAAAUUCAAAUUUGGUUAGAAUGAGAAAUUGUUCACCAAAUUUACAUUGACAGUUCCUCCAUCUUGUUCAUUUGUUAUGAUCUGUUUUCUUCAGAGGCGUAUUUCUUUCUUCACAUGGAAAUUAAAUUUCAGGUAUGAUUCCUCCUUGAUUUCGGAACUUUUGGAAUAUUUUUUUUAUUUAUAGAUGCCAGUUCGCUGCUGAGGAAUCUUGUCAGAAAAGAAAAUUUUCUGCAUUCAUAAAUAGAUUAUGCUUGUUUGGUUGACUUUAGGUGAGAAUGCCUAUUGGAUUUGGGACAAAAAGGUAAGGGGGGCAUUCCGAGAAUCGAACUCGGGACCUCUCGCACCCAAAGCGAGAAUCAUGCCACUAGACCAAAUGCCCAACUUGUGAUUAUUAGUGAAAUUAUCACAAGAGGAUUAUUAUUUUCUGAUCUGAUGAGCGAGUGGGUGUAUACAUGUGUUACACAAUUAAGAUCUAUGUCUGUUAAUUUAAAACAUAUUAUGUGUAAAAAUGUAAUACUCUUGCUUAUAACUGGUUGGUGUUCUUGGUGUCAUAGUUUUUGUGGGUGGGAACAGACAAAACUCUCAAGUGCAAAUAUACAGUUGGAAGUUUGGAUAUUCUCUGAGAAAGGUGGGAGCAGACAAAACUUUCAAGUGUAAAUACAGUUGGAAGUUUGGACAUUUCCUGAGAAAGGUCAGAAACUUUUUCACGGGAAACUCUGCAAAUUGAAGGACAAAAUGUUGUGGUGUCCAAAAAUGGGUAGAUGAUUAAAGCAUACAUUCAAAUCUCAUGCUGAUCUAUGAUUCUUUUCUUUAUAAAAAUUUAAAACCAGCUGAAACUAGUACUUAUACUUUCCAUCAAAUUUUUCCUUGAUACUAUGUCUUUCCCUCUUGUUAAUUUGCAAUGACCAGUUUUCUCAUGGGCAGAUUUUAUUAAAAGGAAAAUUCCUCAGACAACUAUUUUCCAACUUGGUUUGGAGAAUUUGGGAGUCUUUCAUGAUUUAUUUGUGGAAUUCAUUGCUGAAGAAUCUUGCCUGAGGAAAAAAAUAUUUCUUGAUUCAUUAAGAAGUUUUAAGAUUUGGUGUUAAACUUAAGGUCUGAUUGCUGAAAUAUUAGCUCUGAUAUGGGGGCAAAAAUAUUUUAAGUAAUGAUGAGAUAAGGGGGCAUUCCGAGAAUUGAACUCGGGACCUCUCGCACCCUAAGCGAGAAUCAUACCACUAGACCAAAUGCCCUGUUGUCUGUAAAUGCUGUUCAUUCUUAUAGUUGUAUGUUUUCAUUCAUAAAGAAAUUGAAUUUCUUGGUAAGGGCAUUCCGAGAAUUGAACUCGGACCUCUUGCACCCUUAGCAAGAAUCAUACCGCUAGACCAAAUGUCAUGUUUUUCAUAGACACUGUUUGUGCCUUUUCAGAUUCCAUAGUUGAAUUCUUUUAUUCAUGAAGAAAUUGUAUUCCAAAUGCUUUGUUGUUCGUAUAUGCCAUUCAUGUUUUUUUUUUCAUGCCGUUGUAUUUUUUUUUUAAUUUAAUGAAAAAGUUGUAUUUUUUGAUAGGGGCAUUCAAUAAUUGAACUCAGCACUUCUUGAACUCUAAGCAAGAAUCAUACCCCAGACCAAAUGUCCUUUUUCUCUGUUGAAAUUUUUACAUCUAAAAACUUGGUACUAUAUUAGAGGUUUCAACAUUUUCUGAGAUGAUUUCAGGAUUUUCUACUGACUUAUAGUUUCCAGUUGAGGUAAGAUUAUAAUUGCACAUUCAACUUUUAGAAAAUGAUAAUAAUUGCACAUUCAAGUAUGGUACUAUCUUUCCUCUUUUCUCAUAACUUUUGUAGUACUUCUUGGAGAUUUACUCAUUCCAAUUCAUUGAUGAAGAAUAGUUUGAGAAAAGAAGAAAAAAAAGGUAUGUCAUUUGCCAAGUCAUAGUGUAAUAAAUGCUUGAAUCAAAAGGCAGAAUCAUACCACUAGACCAAAUAAGCAAUUUGAGGUUUUGUCUUUCUGUAAAAACUUCUAUUAUUUAUUCUUUGAAUUAAAUUUCUUUUUCUUUCUGGCUCUUGUGAUUGGGUGCUUUGAUCUUACCUGGUUCGGAUGAUUUAUGCAAAACUUAAAUUGACAAUAGAAUUUUAAGAAUUAAUGUCUUUGUUGUAAGAACUUACAAUAUUACAUUUAAAAUACUGAUUGCAUGCUAUUUAUAUUGAGCUUUGAUGAUUUGAAAUGUACUUUCACCAUGAAAAUUUCUUCUGCUCAAUAACAGGUAAACUGAAAUGGCCUUUUGAGUUUCUUUUCCCCAAGUUGGCAGCCUUCUUCCAUUAACAACCUUUUUAUGGGAUCAUGGCCAUAAUGCCAACCAAAUUGAACUGUUAUAUAUGAUAGAUAUGAAGGAUAUAAUUAUAAGGAAAAAGUUAAAAAGUGGUUGUUAACACACACACAUACAUACAUGUACAUGCACACAUAAUCAUGACAUGGUAUGGAUGAAAUGGAAUUUGCUUUAAAUCCGGAGAAAAUGAUGAUGAAAAGGAUAUGGCGCAACCUCCAUCUCUCUCUCUCUCUCUCUCUCUCUCUCUCUCUCUCUCUCUCUCUCUCUAUGUAUAUAUAUAUAUAUGAUCUGAUUUAUUUCAUGAAUUACCCGCAAUUUCCUGGAACUCCUCUAUUUUCUCCCCACUCAAACCUUCAUCAUCUCCUUUCCUUUCUUUUUUUAGACUUUAAUUAUAAAUACACAAAAUCCUGAGAGAAAAGGAUCAAUUUUUUAGUGGGUAAAAUCAGAAAAGAAAUUAACAGAGGACAAAACAAAUUUUUUUUUUUUUUUUUCUUUUGGGUGGGGCUUGCCACCGAACGAGCUGGCCUUCCUUGUCCUAAACUAGGGUUUGGGGAGGAAGAAGCCGCCAUGGCCACCUUUGCAGGAACUCAACAAAAAUGUACGGCUUGCACCAAGACGGUUUACUUGGUUGAUAAAUUAGCAGCCAAUAACAGGAUUUAUCAUAAAGCCUGCUUCCGCUGCCACCAUUGCAAUGGUACCCUCAAGCUCAGCAACUUCAAUUCUUUCGAGGGAGUUCUCUACUGCAGGCCUCACUUUGAUCAACUUUUCAAGAGAACUGGCAGUUUGGAUAAGAGUUUCGAAGGCACACCGAAGAUUGUGAAACCUGAAAAGCAGGUUGAGAAGGAGAAUGCACAAAAGGUAUCUAACAUGUUCGCUGGCACUAGAGAUAAAUGUGUAUGCUGCGAGAAGACCGUCUACCCGAUUGAGAAGGUGUCGGUUAAUGGAGCUGCAUACCAUAAGAGCUGCUUCAAAUGCGCGCAUGGAGGAUGCACAAUCAGCCCAUCAAACUACAUUGCACACGAAGGAAUUCUGUACUGCAAGCACCACCACAUUCAGCUCUUCAAGGAGAAGGGAAACUACAGCCAGCUCGAGAUCACCGACGAUGAUAAAAUCACCCCUGACAAUAUGACUUCCCUACAAAUUGCAGCUGAAUCAUAAUAACAAUAACCCCAUAUAUGUGUAUGUAUGUAUGUAUGUGUGUAUGUACCUCCCUCCCCGUAAACUUGAACCCCAAAAGAAAGGAAAAAAGAAGGGAAAGAGACUAUAUAUACUGUGUUGUAUUGGCGGUUCAGUACUCUUCAAAUCUUUAUGUCAUCGCCGCAUCUGAUUACAGUUUCUUUAUGAUAAGAGGUAUAUAUAUGGUUUAUGUAUAAUCGGUGGUUGUUUC
Molecule: messenger RNA, 7392 nt
Organism: Carica papaya (papaya)
Lineage: Eukaryota; Viridiplantae; Streptophyta; Magnoliopsida; Brassicales; Caricaceae
Source: RefSeq, a predicted model, not a curated record